Molecule: messenger RNA, 4536 nt
Organism: Gadus macrocephalus (Pacific cod)
Lineage: Eukaryota; Metazoa; Chordata; Actinopteri; Gadiformes; Gadidae
Gene: fam184b
Product: family with sequence similarity 184 member B
Exons: 15
Coding region: 703-3342 (879 amino acids)
Source: RefSeq, a predicted model, not a curated record
CUCUCCCUCCCUUUCUCCCUCUCUCUCUCUCUCUCUCUCUCUCUCUCUCUCUCUCUCUCUCUCUCUCUCUCUCUCUCUCUCUCUCUCUCUCUCUCUCUCUCUCUCUCUCUCCCUCUCACUCUCUCUCUCCCUCUCUCUCUCUGCCUCUCUCCAUCCCUCCCUCGCUUGCUCUGCUCCCUCCUCCUCCCUGUAUAUCUCUCUCUCUCUCCCUCUCUCUCCCCUCCUCCCCGUCUCUCUCUCUGUCUCCCCCUCUCUGAUUGUAAAUCGCGGCCAAACUCCUUCUCCGUCUCGAGUCAACGACCGCACGGAGCAUUCGUCUCCAUCGAACGUCCUCCGUCCACCUACCUUCCACCCACUGUGCCGCCGCCAUGUUGUUCUCAGGACCUGGAGGAGGAGCUUGAGCUGGGGCGGAGGCGUGUCUCUGAGGCAGAGGGCGGGGCUAAGCGUGCAGAGGAGGAGCUUGCCGUGGCCAAGGAGAGGCUACUGCUGCAGGAGGAUGAACUGCAAAGCACAGCAGAGGAGUUGCUGAGCCGUAGAGGCUGCCAGGUGUGUGUGUGUGCGGAGCUGGAGGAGGUGCAGAACCAGCUGAGUCGGCUUCAGAGUCGGAACAGAGAGCUGGAGCUGCAGAGCAACGGCAAGAAGAGCGACCAGGCCCGGCAGAUACGCCAGCACGCCGAGGCCCUGUCCAGCCUGCGCUCGGAGAUGGUGCGCGCCCAGACGGAGGAGCUGCGGCGCGUGCAGAAGCACGCCGACAACGAGCGGGACAAGCUGCAGAAGGAGCUGGAGCGCGAGCGGGACGCCCUGCAGCGGGAGCGGGAGCACGAGAAGGAGCAGACGGAGAAGGAGCGCCACCGGCUGCGUAAGGACCGCGACGAGGAGAAGCAGGCGCUGCUCAAGGAGGCGGAGGAACGCCGCGAGCGUCUGCGGCGGGAGGCGGACGAGGAGGCGGAGCGGCUGCGCAUGGAGACGGAGGUGGAGCGGGUGCGCGUGCGCUCGCAGCUGGACGGCCACCGGGAGCAGCUGGAGGCGGAGAAGGGCCGGCUGCAGCAGGCGCUGGAGGAGGAGAAGAAGCGGCUGUGGGAGAAGGCGGAGGAGGACCGCCGGCGGCUGAAGGAGCAGGUGCGGCGGGCCAUCGAGGAGGUGAUGAGGAGGCACGCCGCCGAGCUGCAGUGCGUGCAGGAGGCGCUGAGCUCCGAGAGGAAGACCAACCAGGAGGUGUGCGCUCGUCUGGAGGAGGAGAGGAGGAGCAACGGGGAGCUGCGGCGCGGGCUAGAGAGAGAGAGGGAGGACCUGAGGUCACAGCUGCAGGACGCCACCAACGAGACGACGCUGCGUCUCCAGUCCCGCCGGCUGGAGUCCGCGCGGAAGGAGGCGGAGACCAAGACGCCGGGCGCGGAGGAAGCCCCGCCCACCUGCGGCCCCGGCUGCUCGCGGCUGAAGGAGGAGCUGCAGCAGGCUCAAAGCCGAUUGGCCCGCGUGCAGCAGGACGGGGACAAGCACCGGGAGCGGCAGCAGAAGGAGCUGGGGACCCUGCGGGCCGACCGGCACCGGCUGGAGGAGAAGGUUCUGGAGCACAGCCGGCUCAACACCGAGAGGAGCCUGCUGGAGCAGAGCCAGCGCAAGACCGAGGACAAGAUCAGGGCGGAGUGCGAGGAGCGUCUGCGGGCGGAGUUCCGGAUCGAGCUGAACGCGGCGGUGGCGGAGGGAGAGCAGCGCUGGGCGGGCCGCGAGGAGGAGCUGCAGAGCCAGGUGGAGGAGCUCAGGGGCCAGGUGGAGGGGCCCCAGAGCCCGCAGGCCGAGAAGAAGAGGGCGGGUCUAGGUGAUGACUGCCAUGGCAACCCUGAGAUUGACAGGCUGAGGAAGGAGGUCCAGGACACCAAGGAUAUCAACAAGAAACUUAGAGAUCAGCUGCAGGGGCCGCACACGCAGUCCCUGGCCGAGGAGAGGCACAGCCACGCCAUGUCGCUGCAGGCCCUGGAGAGGCUGGCGAAGGACGACCUGCAGUCGGAGAGGAGCCGGCUGCAGACGCUGCACCAGCUGCAGCUAGAUAAGCAGCGUGCAGAGCUGACCCAGCAGCACACAGAGUGGAGCCGGCAGAUGACCCAGAGACACAUGCAGCAGAUAGAGGACCUGCAGGCCGAGCUGCAGACACACACACAGAUGAUGGCCCUGCAGCAGGACCUGAAGCAGCAGAACCAGUGGCAGGUGUUUGAGCGCCAGCUGGAUGAGAGUGGCUGUCUGGUGCUGGAGCUGCAGAGGGAGAACGCAACGCUGAGGGAACAGCUCAAGGAAAGGGCCAUCCUGGAGAAAUCCGAGACGGAGGAGAAGGAGAAGGAGAAGGCGGAGUCGCUGAAGCAGCGAGACGCCCAGCUGGAGGAGGAGGCCCAGCGGCUGAAGGAGGAGGUGGAGAAGCUCCGGGUGGAGAUGGAGAAGCUGGAGGAGUCCCAGAAGAACUGGGAGGACAGGAAGGAGGAGGAGACCAAGGAGGAGGAGGACGAGCUGCGGAAGAAGGAGGAGCACGAGCGCAGGCGGGGCGAGGUGGAGGAGAUCCGGAGGAAGCACCGGAAGGAGCUGCAGAGUCUGGCCUCCGAGUACAGCAGCGCCCAGACGCAGCUGCAGGCCCGCAUCGCCGCCCUGGAGACGGAGCUCCGGGAGCGGGAGGACAGGUGCAGGAAGAGAGAGAGCCGCUUCGACGACCUGCAGUUAGGACGGCUUCAGGACAGGCUGACCGAGAGAGACGAGCUCAUCAAGCAGCUAGUGGACGAGCGCCACCUGCUGCAGGUGCACCCCCCGGAGUCCGGGGACAACGGCAGAGAGAGCGCCUGGCUCCGCGAUAAGCCCCGCCCCGGCAGCACCACGCCCACCAUGGGGAGGAAGCAACCGGAGGAGCCGCCGCCGCGCCUGGGCUCCGCCCCCGCCGCCGCCUCCUCCUCCUUCGACCGGGUCCUCUUCCCGCCGCACUCGGCCUCCCCGCCGCUGACGCAGCGCGCCUCCUCCACCCUCCCGCACUCCUCGGCCUCCCACCCCCACUACUCCACCUCCUCGCUGCCGCACAAGCACACGCCGCUCUCCCUGGGGCCGCACGCCUCGCCCUCGCUGCCCCGCUCGGCGGCCCGCGCGCACCGCAGCUCCUGCACCCCGCCCACCCCGGCGCCCACCGCCCCGCUGCCCGUCUGCCCCUCCCCCCAGAUGGGCAUCCGCUACGUCAAGCCGUCGUCCCGGGAGACGCGCCUGCACCCGCCGCAAGGCCAGCACGCCAGGGGGUCCUACCUUGAGAGCAGAGGUGGCGGCGGGACGGAGGGGGUGAAGCAGGAGUGGUACACCAAAUACUUCUCCUUCUGAGGGACGGACGCCCCCCCCCCCACCCAACACACCCGCACAUAAACGGUCAUCGCUUCAGUUCAUCGCUUCUCAACACACAAGGGCCUUACACUAUGAAGACAGCACAUGAUGGGAUGGCGCUCUUCCAAUGGCCCCCUGCGUCGUCACCGAGGGGGUUCUCAACGUGUGGAGUUGACUCAGGGUUCUCCCCCCGCCAUUCAGAGCACAAAUAAGGAGCCAACAAAGUACGAGCGAGAAAAGAGGACAGACCUACCUGCACACAUGAGCAUGUUGAUUGUAAUCGUUUCAAAAAGCUCUGCAUCGGUUUUUUUGGCGGGGAAAACAAGGAACAACUGAGAAUGUGAAAUUGUAAUUAUUACUCCCACAAUCACUUAAUUUAUUUUUUAUUGAAAACGAUGAAAAUAAAUGUUUUGAUGCUGCCAGAUGCGGAGAAGCGUGUGAGUGAUUGCAGAAGUGAAUCCAGUCACUGGCACCUUCAGUGGUUUCAAAAAGUACAACACAACACCUUUGGCUUCCAUUCACACGCCUUUGUCAACCGGCGGCCAUUUUUAGACCGAUCCAUAUUUUUAUUCUCCUGUUCAAAAUGAAGUAAGAAAAGAAAUGAAAGCGUUUGUUCCGAUACCAAGCUGCUACAGCAGUGUGCAGAUGUAAAGACUUCAAAGAUUAGUUGUAAUUGUUGAAGCCGGACGAAAAAAGGUGGAUAAAUAGGUUUUUGUUGUUAUGGCGCUUACCAGUCAAUACACUGAGUCCACACGCCUGCAGGUUGAGAUAAGUUACGUUACCCCGGUGACAGGCCGCGUUGAUGAGUCACGCCCAUAUUAGGACGGUGAACGAAGAGUUCAGAAGACAGCCGCAAACCCCAUGCUCUUUGCUUUGUAGUAGUAGAGGCCUCUCCACCCUUAAACCCACCCUCACGCACACGAGCACAUCGCCUCCACCCGCAACCUGACCAGCAGGCUCCAUCCGUCUACAUCGCCUCAAAGCUCAACCAAAAAGUGCUUCUCCAGAACAUGCCUGACCUCUUCUGACAAACACAACCGGGCGUCCGGUCUCCAUCCAUUUUGGGAUGCCUUAUCGUUUGAAUUCAUUUUAAGUCUUCCUUUGUAAAAAAAAAAAAAAGAAUAAACUAAAACGAACAAAAAGGGAUAUAUAUCUAUAGAUACAGAAACAUACGACACAUUGUUAACAAUUAUU